Salvelinus fontinalis (brook trout) is the source of this 2392-nucleotide messenger RNA. Its product is annotated as mitochondrial import receptor subunit TOM20 homolog. Gene Ontology annotation, biological process: protein targeting; tRNA import into mitochondrion; protein import into mitochondrial matrix. Gene Ontology annotation, molecular function: transmembrane protein transporter activity. The coding region runs from base 108 to 548 and encodes 146 amino acids. Lineage: Eukaryota; Metazoa; Chordata; Actinopteri; Salmoniformes; Salmonidae. The record is from RefSeq and is a predicted model, not a curated record. Gene Ontology annotation, cellular component: mitochondrial outer membrane; mitochondrial outer membrane translocase complex. The transcript is spliced from 5 exons.
AAGUGACGUCAUCGGUUGUGCUGAUAGCAGGAUACUAGUCAGGAGAUUCUGUAGCUUAGCUAGCUAGCAGGCUAUUCAGCGGUGCGUCUCUUCUCUGCUCUCCGGAGAUGAUGGGUGGUAAAACCAGCUCCAUGGCAGCUGGGGUGGCCGGAGCCAUGUUCAUUGGAUACUGCAUUUAUUUCGACAGAAAACGACGGAGUGAUCCGAACUUCAAGAAAAGGUUGCAAGAACGCAGAAGAAAACAGAAGUUUUCCCAAGAGAAGACUGGAUUAGCAAGGCUGCCUGACCUGAAGGAUGCAGAGGCUGUACAGAAGUUCUUCCUGGAGGAGAUCCAACUGGGAGAGGAGCUGCUAGCACAAGGAGACUAUGAGAAGGGAGUGGACCACUUGAUCAGUGCCAUAGCAGUGUGUGGUCAGCCCCAGCAGCUGCUCCAGGUGCUACAGCAGACUCUGCCUCCUCCAGUGUUCCAGAUGCUGCUCACCAAACUGCCCACCAUCAGCCAGAGAAUCGUGAGUGCUCAGCGUUUGGCAGAAGAUGACGUUGAGUGAAUGAGUUGGUGUGAGUGUGUGUAACUGCGUGUGUGGCUGUAUGUAAAGUGUGUGUAACUGCGUGUGUGGCUGUGUAUGACUGUACUGUCUGGCUGUAUGUAAAGUGUGUGUAACUGCGUGUCUGGCUGUGUGUAAAGUGUGUGUAACUGCGUGUGUGGCUGUGUAUGACUGUACUGUCUGGCUGUAUGUAAAGUGUGUGUAACUGCGUGUCUGGCUGUGUAUGACUGUACUGUCUGGCUGUAUGUAAAGUGUGUGUAACUGCGUGUGUGGCUGUGUGUAAAGUGUGUGUAACUGCGUGUCUGGCUGUGUAUGACUGUACUGUCUGGCUGUAUGUAAAGUGUGUGUAACUGCGUGUCUGGCUGUGUGUAAAGUGUGUGUAACUGCGUGUGUGGCUGUAUGUAAAGUGUGUGUAACUGCAUGUGUGGCUGUGUAUGACUGUACUGUCUGGCUGUAUGUAAAGUGUGUGUAACUGCGUGUCUGGCUGUGUGUAAAGUGUGUGUAACUGCGUGUCUGGCUGUGUGUAAAGUGUGUGUAACUGCGUGUGUGGCUGUGUAUGACUGUACUGUCUGGCUGUAUGUAAAGUGUGUGUAACUGCGUGUCUGGCUGUGUGUAAAGUGUGUGUAACUGCGUGUCUGGCUGUGUGUAAAGUGUGUGUAACUGCGUGUGUGGCUGUGUAUGACUGUACUGUCUGGCUGUAUGUAAAGUGUGUGUAACUGCGUGUCUGGCUGUAUGUAAAGUGUGUGUAACUGCGUGUCUGGCUGUGUAUGACUGUACUGUCUGGCUGUGUAUGACUGUACUGUCUGGCUGUAUGUAAAGUGUGUGUAACUGCGUGUCUGGCUGUGUAUGACUGUACUGUCUGGCUGUGUAUGACUGUACUGUCUGGCUGUAUGUAAAAGUGCAUUCAGAAAGUAGUCAAUCCCUUUGAUUCUUUUUCACAUUUUGUUACGUUAUAGCCUUAUCCUAAAAUUGAUUUUUUUUUAAUUCCCCUCAUCAAUCUACACACAAUACCCCGUAAUGACAAAGAAAAAACAGUUUUUUAGAAAUAUUUGCUAAUUUAUUCGAAAUAAACUUAUUAGGAUAAAAAAUAUAUAUAUAUAUUUUAGAAUAAGGCUGUAACAUAACAAAAUGUGGAAAAAGGGAAGGGGUCUGAAUACCUUGUGUGUGUGUUUGUGUGUUUGUGUGGCCUAGUCAAGAUGGCUGCCAUUGGAUCUCUUCCUCAUCAACCAGGACACGGGCUGAUGGUACCUCUGCAUCAGUGCCCGAUAAGAAGCACUUUGCUGUCGUUCUCCACUCCGCCGUCUACUGUAACACAUUCCACAAACUAGAAAUGCAAAAGCCUCCAUCUAUAUGGAUAGUCUUAAAAAUAAGAAAAAUGUCAACUCCGUAAUUAACCUAUUCAGCUAAUCAUCCUAAAUGACCGUGUCAUUCAGUAGCGGGGUACAUUAGAGAUCUUUCAUAUACGAAGGCCCAACUGACUGGAAAUUAGGGCAUUAAAAUCUCUCUGUGAAUUUAUGCUCUUUUGAAAAUGUUAAGAAUGAACUGUUUGUGUUUUUUAACUAAUAAACACCCCCAUGUGAAGAUAUUUGUAAAUAUGUAUGUAUAUAUUAUAGCUACUUGUAUCAGUAGUUUUUUCAGUAGUUGUACAACUUAUUUUAUGCCAUUUAUGUAUUUUCUUUUUACUAUGAUUAUUAUUUUUUAGACGAAGUUGCCAUAUUAGUCUUGUUACUAAGUUUCGUUUAGGAUUUCUUCAUUUUGGACACUCUUGAAAACCAGAUGGUGCAUUUCUAGAGAUUCUUAUCCAGCAAAAUGUCUAAUAAAUACGUGCAGUAGCCGUGGUCCCUCUA